AUGACCGCCAACGGAUCCACCGGGGCUUUCGCCCACUACCAUGCUGCCUCUUCCGCAGAGGCCAUCGACUCCGAACAUGAGUAUGCUGCUCACAACUACCACCCCUUGCCCAUUGUCUUUGCCCGAGCUCAGGGUACCACGGUGUGGGACCCCGAGGGCCGGGAAUAUUUAGACUUCCUCUCUGCGUAUUCCGCCGUGAACCAAGGCCACUGCCACCCCAAAUUGGUUGCUGCUCUCGUGGAUCAGGCGUCACGAGUGACUUUGAGCUCGCGCGCAUUCUACAAUGACGUCUUCCCCCGGUUUGCCAAGUUUGUGACCGGCUAUUUUGGCUUCGACAUGGUCCUGCCCAUGAACACAGGCGCCGAAGCCGUCGAGACUGGUAUUAAAAUUGCCCGUAAGUGGGGUUACAAGGUCAAAGGAAUCCCAGAGAACAAAGCCGUGGUCUUGAGUGCCGAGAACAACUUCCACGGUCGUACAUUCGCCGCCAUUUCCCUGUCGUCUGACCCCGAGUCGCGGGAGCACUACGGGCCUUAUCUGCCCGGUAUCGGAUGCACGAUCCCAGGCACUACCAAGCCCAUCACAUACAAUGAUAAGGCUGCGCUGCGCGAGGCCUUCGAGGCCGCCGGCCCUAACCUCGCUGCCUUCCUCGUCGAGCCCAUCCAGGGUGAGGCGGGUAUCGUUGUCCCCGACCCAGAGUACCUGCAGGAGGCCCGCGCCCUCUGCGAUAAGCACAAUGUGCUCCUGAUUUGCGACGAGAUUCAGACUGGUAUUGCUCGCACGGGUAAGCUGCUUUGUCACGAGUGGAGCGGAAUCAAGCCCGAUCUCGUCUUGCUUGGUAAGGCCAUCUCCGGUGGCAUGUAUCCUGUUUCGUGUGUGCUGGGCAGCAAGGACGUCAUGCUCACGAUCGAGCCGGGCACCCACGGUUCAACCUACGGUGGUAACCCACUUGGAUGCGCCGUUGCUAUUCGCGCCCUUGAGGUCGUCCGCGAGGAGCAGAUGGUUGAGCGUGCAGAGAAGCUCGGCCACGUGUUCCGAGAGGGUCUGGUGGCUCUUCAGAGCCCGCUCAUCGAGACUGUGCGCGGAAAGGGUCUGCUCAAUGCUAUUGUCAUUGAUGAGUCCAAGACCAAUGGCCACUCUGCUUGGGACCUCUGCAUGCUUAUGAAGGAGAAGGGUUUGCUGGCCAAGCCCACCCACCAGAACAUCAUCCGUCUUGCACCCCCUCUAGUCAUUACCGAAGAAGAGAUCCAGAAGUCUCUCGAGAUCAUCAAGUCGGCCGUGGAGGAGCUUCCAAGCCUCAAGGUCAAGAAUGGUGCUGGGCACUAG
Penicillium olsonii is the source of this 1323-nucleotide messenger RNA. The record is from the annotation of a GenBank genome assembly. Lineage: Eukaryota; Fungi; Ascomycota; Eurotiomycetes; Eurotiales; Aspergillaceae.